AUGGAGGAAAGCAGCUACCCUGGGGGCACGUGGGGCCUGUGGGUGUGCUCCGGAGCUGGGGGUGUCUGCGCUGAGCCCCUUAACUUGGCUUUCUUCUGUGUCUUGUUGCAGUCUGAGGAAGACAAGCAGCUGCAGGAUGAGCUGGAGAUGUUGGUGGAGCGCUUGGGGGAGAAGGAUACGUCCCUCUAUCGCCCUGCCCUGGAGGAGCUGCGGAGACAAAUCCGUUCUUCCACGACCUCGAUGACCUCUGUUCCCAAACCCCUCAAAUUCCUACGGCCACACUACGGCAAGCUGAAGGAGAUCUAUGAGAACAUGGCUCCUGGAGAGAACAAGCGUUUUGCCGCAGACAUCAUUUCUGUUCUGGCCAUGACCAUGAGUGGGGAGCGCGAGUGUCUGAAGUACCGGCUGGUGGGCUCCCAGGAGGAGCUGGCGUCUUGGGGGCAUGAAUACGUCAGGUAAGGCUGGGUCGGAGCAGGACU
Molecule: messenger RNA, 479 nt
Organism: Struthio camelus australis
Lineage: Eukaryota; Metazoa; Chordata; Aves; Struthioniformes; Struthionidae
Source: RefSeq, a predicted model, not a curated record